This is a messenger RNA of Caretta caretta (loggerhead turtle), 5566 nucleotides long. It is a transcript of the gene KAZN, whose product is annotated as kazrin, periplakin interacting protein. Lineage: Eukaryota; Metazoa; Chordata; Testudines; Cheloniidae. The record is from RefSeq and is a predicted model, not a curated record. Gene Ontology annotation, molecular function: protein binding.
CUCCUGCCUGGCUGAGUUAGCACUUCCCUGUGCUUCCAGGAUGACUCCAAGGAACAGCCUUUGCAUCACAGAACCGAGGGGGGGACACUGCAGCAGGUCAGAGGAAAUGUUAUUUAACGCUGGCUCCAAUCUCCUCCCACUUGCCUGUUUGGCUGGGGAAAAGAGAGAGGCAGAUCUGUAGGGAAGGAAUUAACCAGGGACUAACGCCAAGAGCCAAUACAGUCUAUGACAGCAGAGGCUGCCUGCUGCAGACUGCUACAGGAUUCAGGAAAGGAGACAGAGAAAUUCAAUCAGAUCGCCUGGAGAGGAAGGAGACUAUCUUCGGUAGAUUACUGCAGGUGGAAGGUUCUCUGAAGCACUGUUCUGGCACCAACUUGAUCAGCUGAAAAGACUAUUUCAUUCUGUGAUUGCCUGCUGACUGUGAAGUCCAGACAUAAAAGCUGGACAAACUGACAGAUCUUCCUGGUAACAAAUAUCACUGGAUCUUGCAGCCAGGAGUCGAUGCAUGGAUCUUUGCGUAUCCACCUAGCAGACUGAAAUGAUUAAGGCUUAAUAUCCCUAGCAAGCCCAGUUACUAAACCACUGGGAAAACUCCCUUCACGGUCCUCACGUGGAAAUGUGCCAGAGCUCACGGACAAGCUAAUCACACAAUUAGACACUGAAGUCGAACGAGGACACAACUGCUUUGGGGAGAAACUUGCACAUUUCCUACAACUACUGCAGUUACCCCAAGAAGCGGGGGAGUUAAUCAAUAUCUAUCUUUUUUUUUUUUCAACUCUCUGGUUUAUGUCUGAGGCCCUCGGAACUGGUUAAAACAGGUACAGCAGCUCCUGAAUAGAGAAGGUUAGUCUCAUUCAAAAUACAAAUGACACCUAAGUGAAAACAGCAGGUGGUGUUGUUCCUUUCUUUGAAAAAGCAGGGGAAGAACCUUGGGCACUGAGAACAAGUUACCUAGCCAGGUGGUGGUCAUCUUCUCCGAUCCAUUCAGGUUCUCGAUCUGGGACCGUGGGGGAACGGGAAACUUCUUCAAGGGUUCUGAAUUGUGCCACAUGACUAACACGAAGGACCCUAGGAGAGCCAUGGAUGCUUUACCUGUGACCUCCAACUCCGCUGCAGGCCCUGUUACUUUCUCACAGGUCUUUGGCCAGCAAUGUCAACUUAUGGAGGCAGCUGUGCAGUCUAUGCAUACCCUAAAUGACCAGCUCUCGCAUUUUAUCGUGAACAAGUCAAAAAUGCUGGAUGAGGACAAAGAUGCUUUCUUGCCUAGUGAAAAAGAGUCUCUGAAAAAUUCCAUGAUGCUGAUGAGACACCUCUUAAUGGAUGCACAGGCCAAAAUCCUGAACAUGAUGGAAGACAAUAAGCAGCUGGCGCUGCGGAUCGAUGGAGCUAUCCAGUCGGCCAGCCAGGAGAUGACCAACCUGCGAGCCGAGCUGACAGCCACCAGCAGGAGACUGGCCGAGCUGGGCAGCAGCCCCGCCGCCCCCUCGCUCAUGGAGAACAACCAGCACAACGCGCAAGUGCUGUUACGAGAAGAAGUGACCCAGCUUCAAGAGGAGGUUCACCUGCUCCGACAAAUGAAGGAAAUGCUAACAAAAGAUCUGGAGGAGACACAUGGCGGCAAGUCGACAGAGGUUCUCUCCGCCACUGAGCUCAAACUCCAACUGGCCCAGAAAGAGCAAGAGCUAGCGCGAGCCAAAGAAGCCCUACAGGCCAUGAAGGCAGAUCGAAAACGUUUGAAAGCAGAGAAGACAGACCUGGUAAGCCAAAUGCAACAGCUCUACGCCACACUGGAGAGCCGGGAGGAACAGCUACGUGACUUCAUCAGGAACUACGAGCAACACAGAAAAGAGAGCGAGGAUGCGGUGAAAGCACUUGCAAAAGAAAAGGAUCUCUUGGAGCGAGAGAAGUGGGAGCUACGCCGGCAAGCCAAAGAGGCGACAGACCACGCUAGCGCGCUCCGCUCCCAGCUGGACCUGAAAGACAACAGAAUGAAGGAACUGGAAGCCGAGCUAGCCAUGGCCAAGCAGUCCUUAGCCACGUUAACCAAGGAUGUCCCCAAGCGUCACUCAUUAGCCAUGCCAGGUGAGACCGUGUUGAAUGGGAAUCAGGAAUGGGUGAUGCAGGCAGAUCUCCCGCUCACAGCUGCUAUCCGGCAGAGCCAGCAGACGCUUUACCAUGCGCACCCCCAGCACUCAGCAGACCGACAAGCUGUCAGAGUGAGUCCGUGCCAUUCACGGCAGCCUUCCAUAAUCUCCGAUGCAUCGGCAGCAGAAGGUGAUAGGUCAUCGACGCCAAGUGACAUCAACUCGCCCCGGCAUCGGACGCAUUCCCUCUGCAAUGGGGAUAGUCCUGGCCCGGUACAGAAGAACUUGCACAACCCAAUUGUACAGUCUCUAGAGGACCUCGAAGACCAAAAACGAAAAAAGAAGAAAGAGAAGAUGGGGUUUGGUUCCAUCUCCAGGGUAUUUGCCAGAGGGAAGCAGCGGAAAUCCCUAGACCCGGGCCUCUUUGAUGAUUCCGACAGCCUUUCCAGCCCCACUCGCCUAAGCCUCAGCCUGUCUGAAGGGGAGGAACAGGUAGACCGGCUGCAGCAGGUGGAGCUGGUCCGCACCACGCCCAUGUCCCACUGGAAGGCAGGCACCGUGCAGGCAUGGCUGGAGGUGGUCAUGGCUAUGCCCAUGUACGUCAAAGCCUGUGGGGAGAACGUCAAGAGCGGGAAGAUGUUGCUAAGUUUGAGCGAUGAAGAUUUGGCAACAGGGCUUGGCGUCUGUAGCUCCCUUCACCGCCGCAAACUCAGGCUGGCAAUAGAGGAUUACAGGGACGCAGAAGCGGGCAAAUGCUUGUCUAAAGCCUCUGAACUGGAUCACCACUGGGUAGCCAAGGCCUGGCUGAAUGAUAUUGGGCUGUCUCAGUAUUCCCAGGCUUUCCAAAAUCACCUCGUGGAUGGAAGGAUGCUGAACUCGCUGAUGAAACGAGACUUGGAGAAGUACCUUAAUGUGUCUAAAAAGUUCCACCAGGUCAGCAUAUUGCUGGGAAUAGAGCUGCUUUUUCAAGUCAACUUCAGCAAAGAGGUUCUGCAAGAGCGGAGAGCUCGCUGUGAGAUCCAGAACGUCGAUCCGCUUGUCUGGACAAAUCAACGGGUACUCAAGUGGGUGCGGGACAUUGACCUGAAGGAGUAUGCGGAUAACCUGAUGAACAGUGGCGUGCAUGGGGCUGUGCUAAUCCUGGAGCCCACGUUCAAUGCAGAAGCCAUGGCCACAGCUCUGGGCAUCCCAAGCAGCAAGCACAUCCUGAGGCGGCACCUGGCAGAGGAGAUGAACGCCAUCGUUAACCCAGACAACCCUACAGGUGUUCUAGAGAGCGAGCGGUAUGGAGCGUCGACUCUCGUCCAACAGGGUUCACUCAGGCGCACCUCCAGUGCUACCAGGCAGAGCAAGGAGGAGGGGAGCAGCUUAAAAUGCAAAGCAAGCAGGCUUCCCCUGGGGAAAAUUGGAAGGGGAUUCAGUGGAAAAGACACUGAUUGCCAUGACGACUAUGGAUCUCUCAAAAACGAAGAGUGCUGUGAGGAGAUGAAGCUAAGUAGGCCAGAGCAGUGCCGCUUGGAACGCUUUGGUAGUCUGGAAGUCACCAAUGUGUAAGGAAUUGGAUUGUUCAGGCCAGACAGGACUCGCUGAAGUCAACGGUGACAUUGUGGCCAGUAAAUGGGAAGGAAAUCUCAAGAGGAUGAAUGAAACGCACACUUCUUGGGUUGUACAUAUUGUAGCCGUUGCUAGAGGCAACUCCGUUCAAACCUAACACGGUGGCAUGUCUUUGUUUAAAGUGUCUGUAUUGUGUUAAUGCUGGGGGACCCAGAUAAACCCAGUGCUGAUUCCCUAUAGUAAAAGAUUUCCAGCAAGCAUUCCAGAAAAUUUUCAGAGCCCAACCUGGGCCCCCUGUGAAAUGAUAGUGAUGCCCAGCCAAUGACCUGACUGAUCCAUUCCUCUCUCUGGGUGGGCCCCCCAAAAAUACAAAACGCACUCAUGGGAUGACUGUGGGCCCCCAGGACUGCCAGUUUGAAUGGGGCAGGAAAGACCAGCCCCAGUGAGAUUGCUCCCAGUUGUCAUCACCCAGCAUCAGCCCAUCACGUUUGUCUACUGCUUUGACGUCGCACUGGGGAGGAAGGAUAAAAAGAGAGAGGAAACAUGAGGAGGAGGCGAAAUUAGGUGAAUGAAAAUCAACCCGUACUUUGGAACAGGGUGGGGAGCCGGGAAGGAUAUGGCCCUUUGGGGCACCCUCCAUGCUGCCACUGACCCUCAUUAUGCAAAGUGGUGAACACCUGCUGGGAGCGCUGCAGGAGAUCAGUGGGAAGUGAGGCAGUGAAAUGCCUCCCACUCAGAACCUUGAAGGAUCGGCCCUUUCAUUGUUCUCCAGUGCAUAGAUCCCAUGGUGAGCCCUGCUUUAGAAAUACCAUGGAUAGACAGUAAUGUCAGGCAGGGGCUGUACUUCCUCAUCUGAAGUCACUUCAGCAUUGUGCAGCAAGAGUUCAAAAACCUGACUCACCUCUCAGCCUCUGGGGCACUCACAGCUUCCGAAAUUGACAGAUACCAUCUGUAGGAGCAGCCCUACUCUUUCAGCCUGCAGUCCCAUGUGAUUUCACCAACAUGGGCAAACUUUCAGUGCCUGGGUGGGAUACCUGCUAGGAAGUGUCUGUUGCGACGAGAAGCAAUGCCGGCGAUUCCAUAGGUGACAUUCUUCCCUGUGAGUCAGUCCUGAGCCAGUGCCCCGGCACGGCGUUAAGGAGCAUAUGCUGUUGGAGGUGUCCUCGCUCCAGUUAAAAAUGUGGAAAGAUGAGCUCCUGCCCACAGAGUGUUGGUCCUGAUAUCUUGGCCAAAUUCAAACCUUGGUACACACAUUGUGCUGAGCUUCUUAUAAUAAUUCCCUUCCCUCCCUAUGAAUGAUUGUUUAGCGUGUCUGGCAUAGAAUGGGUGCUGUCUUCCUCUCCAGAGCUGGAUGCACUUCAGCCGUGACAGAGCAAGCUCUUUGCUGCAGUCUGUAAAGCACUUUGGGGACUUUCUGGCUCAGUGGUUCUGUAUUAUUAUCAGUAUGGUCUUACUGUGGAACGAUUAUUGCUACAAAUUUCUGGGCCCAAAGGAUGCUUUUGUUUAUUUAUUAGAAGUUAUGGGAGCUCAUCGGGGCUCUGGGUUCUAAGUAAAUGUUUUCUUUUGGUGAAACAUAUUGUCGGGCAGGCAGCUGUUGGGUUUGUUUUAGGCAAAAUGGCCUCGCUCCAGCUCUGCCAGUUUCCACCAUCUGAGGAUCUGGCCCAGUACAGUCAAGUGGCUCACUAAGGGGAAGUGGCUCAGAGUGGCUCACAGUGAGGAAAGAUCAAUUUUACACAUUUAAGGCCACAGAGUAGCUGUCAGACAAGCCUUUUGGAAAAUUGAAAUGAAGAGAUUCCCUGGGACUACAAGGUUCAUUAGCAUGAAUGGCGAAAAAUGAAAGGCAGGGGGGAAGAUCAAGCAAGCGGAAUAUGAAACUCAAAUCUCUGUCCGGAGGAGAACAUCACUUACAACACGUAUUUUCUGCUUCA